Molecule: messenger RNA, 1922 nt
Organism: Sphaeramia orbicularis (orbiculate cardinalfish)
Lineage: Eukaryota; Metazoa; Chordata; Actinopteri; Kurtiformes; Apogonidae
Gene: tmem176
Product: transmembrane protein 176
Exons: 7
Coding region: 150-782 (210 amino acids)
Cellular component (GO): membrane
Source: RefSeq, a predicted model, not a curated record
CUCUCUCUCCCACGCUCUGAUAAACACGGCCCACGCACGCGCCUGCUUUUGGGGAAAGGGGGCGAGGACACGCACCAAAAAAUUAUAGCCCGAGCAGACCCUGAAAGAGGGAACAAUUGUUUGACUAUCUAUCAGAAGAGAAGAAGGUGAUGGCGGUGGCAGUCACCAGGGAUCUGACGGUGCAGGUGCUGGAGGAUGUAAACGCUGCCAAGUUGACGGACAGACAGCAGGCUCUGCGAGCUGCUAUUCAGAGAGGAGAGCCCAAAAGUCUGGGGGUGAGUCAGGUGAUGCUGGGGCUGAUGAUCAUAUUCUAUUCUAUUCCUCUGCACCUCAGAAGUAGUUCCAUCAUAGAAUAUACUGAAGUGAUCAGACUGGGAGUUCCCUGGUGGAGUGGCCUCAUAUUUAUCACAGCAGGGGCUGUCGCCAUCUUCUUGGACAAACACUGCAACAUGAAGAUUUUGCAGGUGUGUUUGAUUGUGAGCAUGUUGUCCGUGGCGCUGUCCAUUGUGGCUCUCAUCAUCUACAUUGUGGACUUUAAGAAGAACCCAGUGUCUGAGUGUAUCAAGCAGGAGUAUGAAGAUUGCGAUGAUAAACACUACGCCUUGAAUCUGAGCAAAGGGAUGAAGUCAGCCCUCCUCCUCUUCACCCUGACCCAGACUAUCAUCUCUGCCAUCGUCUGCUUCCUCCUCUACAGACAGAGACGGAACUUCGGACAGUACGCUACUCUCAACGAAGGCGCUCCAUCUAGUCCGACAACAGUUAUACCACCUGAGUUGAACUGAUCAGUGAGUGGAUCAGGUGAUCACAAUGAUUGAUCAAUGUGGACUAAUCAGCUUUUGUCAAGAUGAAUGAUCAUCUUCCACUGAUGUGACUGAUCACCCGUUGUUUCAGAUUUUAUUUGUCUACUGUAUUUCACUGUAUGUGUUUGUUUUCAACUGUGCUACCAAGUCAUGUCAGCUCAAUGAUCUGCUUUUACGUUCUGUUUUUAGUAAUAAUCGUGUCUUACUGUAUAUGUAUUUUAUAUUUGAGCUAAAUAGUUAAAACCUCACUGAGUAAUUAUUUCAGUGGUUUAGUUGAAGAUGAUUUUGUCAAUUUACAUGUUGUUUCAGAUGUGGAACAUUUACAGCACACAGAAAACGUAAAAAGAAGUUUUAUACUCGUUUCUUCCAGCUCAAAUCAAUGUAAAAUUGGAAUAAACAUUAAGAACAAAUGGAAGAAGGGAUGGAAUUGAACAAAAGCGAAACAAAAACAGUGACUCUAGAUACACAAAAGUUCAAAGUGUCCUCUCAUUAAUGUUGUGACGGUGAUAAGUGAAAGCAUUAAUGAACACGGUGCACACUGGUGGAUUUCACAGCUAAACUUUCAGGAAGUGAACUGCAUUUUUUUGUGGCUGCUACACUUAAGGUACACGUGAAAACACACUCAGCUAUCACUUUUAGAUUAAUACUGAUGCCGAAACAUUUAACUGUACCUCAUUUCAUUUUGCUGUUUCAGGUCAUUGUCGAGGUUAACGACAAAACAGAGCUGUUAAUGUUAUCAGUUCACUCAAGCAUGCACAUGUGCAGCACUAACACAGAUGUAGAAACACUCCUUCCAAACACUGACAUCAGUGGCACUGACCCAUAAACAAAUAAUAAUGCAUUUUUUGUUCUGUAUUUGCCCUUAAUCUGCAUAAUAUACACCAGUGAACCAAUAUCAGUACCAAAAACAACAAUUUGGUCCAUGGAAGAACAUCACCAGUAAAGCUGCAUUUCACAUGAGUCCACUCAGAGCUCUGACUGUCUUCUGUUUGACAAUGUCUUCAUGCAUAUUUGUAUUUUUGUGGCUUUCCUCUGCAAUUUUUUGAAAAUACAGCACUAAAUAUACAACUAUAGUGUGCACAGUUUUUAUUUUACAUAAAAUAAAACACCAAUAAAACACUG